Messenger RNA from Nerophis lumbriciformis (worm pipefish), 1371 nucleotides. The record is from RefSeq and is a predicted model, not a curated record. Lineage: Eukaryota; Metazoa; Chordata; Actinopteri; Syngnathiformes; Syngnathidae.
AUGAAGAUCGAAGAGGUGAAGAGCACCACGAAAACUCAGCGGAUCGCCUCGCACAGUCACGUUAAAGGACUAGGCUUGGACGAGGCCGGGAACGCCAAACAAGCAGCAUGCGGGUUAGUCGGCCAAGAAGCCGCCAGAGAGGCAUGUGGCAUCAUUGUAGAGCUCAUCCGUUCCAAGAAGAUGGCAGGAAGGGCAGUUUUGCUCGCCGGGCCACCUGGUACUGGAAAGACGGCCCUAGCUUUAGCCAUAGCACAGGAGCUGGGCAACAAGGUGCCUUUCUGCCCAAUGGUGGGCAGUGAGGUCUACUCGUCAGAGAUUAAAAAGACAGAAGUCCUGAUGGAGAACUUCAGGAGGGCAAUUGGGCUGCGCAUCAAAGAGACAAAAGAGGUCUACGAGGGCGAGGUGACCGAGCUGACGCCCUGCGAGACAGAAAACCCGAUGGGGGGGUACGGAAAGACCAUCAGCCACGUCAUCAUUGGUCUGAGGACGGGCAAGGGUACUAAACAACUCAAGUUGGACCCCAGCAUUUACGAGAGUCUGCAGAAGGAGCGCGUGGAGGUGGGAGACGUCAUCUACAUUGAAGCCAACAGUGGUGCUGUCAAGAGACAAGGUCGCUGUGACACCUUUGCCACAGAGUUUGACCUGGAGGCUGAGGAGUAUGUGCCGCUGCCGAAGGGAGAUGUGCACAAAAAGAAGGAGAUCGUCCAAGAUGUCACGCUGCAUGACCUCGACGUGGCAAAUGCCAGACCGCAGGGAGGCCAGGACAUUCUUUCAAUGAUGGGACAGCUGAUGAAGCCCAAAAAGACAGAAAUCACAGAUAAACUCAGAGUGGAGAUCAACAAGGUGGUGAACCGCUACAUUGACCAGGGCGUGGCCGAGCUGGUGCCUGGCGUACUGUUUGUGGAUGAGGUCCACAUGCUUGACAUCGAGUGCUUCACAUACCUCCACCGUGCGCUAGAGAGCACCAUCGCCCCCAUUGUUGUGUUCGCCUCCAACAGGGGAAACUGUCUCAUCAGGGGAACUGAAGACAUCAGCUCACCGCAUGGGAUUCCGCUGGACCUACUGGACAGAGUCAUGAUAAUUCGCACCAUGUUGUACACGCCACAGGAAAUGAAACAGAUCAUCAAGAUCCGCGCUCAGACCGAGGGGCUAGCUAUCAGUGAGGAAGCACUUACACACCUAGCAGAAAUUGGUUCCAAGACCACCCUCAGGUAUGCUGUUCAGCUGCUGACGCCAGCCAGCCUGCUUGGUCGCGUUCAAGGCAAAGAAACAGUUGAGAGGGAGCAGGUAGAGGAGAUCAACGAGCUCUUUUAUGAUGCCAAGUCCUCUGCCAAAAUCCUUCAAGAUCAGCAUCACAAAUACAUGAAAUGA